CAGAUUACGGCAAAAUUUGACGGGCGGGCGCGGAGUUUGUAAACAAUACAAACUUUCUCUCGUAACAGUUGAAAACACCAUCAAGACCUUUUUUGUCUGGGGAUUUAUUGGGUUACAACGACAUUUACGGUAGCCGCGCAGGAGUCCUGAAGUUUUACACAGUGACAAGUUUCAUUCUCCAAAGGGUUAUUCAGUCUGUAUUCGCGCUAGCUAGCAUUGUUAGCUAACAUGCUAACACUGUGGAAGGACAGUAGCGGGACACUGUGGAGAACAGGCUGCUUUUUGUGAGUAGCGGCAAGGCAUGCAAGUAGUGAAGCUCCUGGGAAAACAACUGCUUCGACUGGGACAACGGAGGCCGGGUAUCCAGCUGAGGUGUUGUUCUGCGGCGAAGGACUCGGAAACAUUAAACGUGAUGCCCAGGGGUCAGAUCAAGCGGGUUCUCUGCGUAGCCGAGAAGAAUGAUGCUGCCAAAGGAAUCUCCGAAAUCAUGUCCAAUGGCAGGUCCAUGAGGAGGGAAGGACUGUCCAAGUUUAAUAAGAUCUAUGAGUAUGAGUGCCAUCUCUUUGGUCAAAAUGUGACGGUAGCAAUGACAUCAGUCUCAGGCCAUUUACUGGCUCUUGAAUUCAAAGCUCCUUAUAACAAAUGGCUCAGCUGCAAUCCAGUACUGUUGUUUGAUGCUGAAGUUGAGAAGUAUUGUCCAGAUGGCAUGAUAAAAAUUAAGCAUACAUUGGAAAAGGAGGUGAGACAGUGCCAGGCCUUAAUUAUCUGGACUGACUGUGACAGAGAGGGAGAGAACAUUGGUUUUGAAAUAAUCAAUGUCUGUAAAGCCGUGAAGCCUAAUUUGCCAGUGUUUCGAGCGAAGUUUUCUGAAAUCACCCCCAACUCCAUUCGGAGAGCAUGUGAGACACUAUCACAGCCAGACAUCAACGUCAGUGAUGCUGUUGAUGUCCGCCAAGAACUCGACCUUAGGAUAGGUGCAUCCUUCACCCGCUUCCAGACUCUUCGCCUACAGAAGAUCUUCCCAUUGUCUCUGGCCAAUCAGCUCAUUUCUUAUGGCAGCUGCCAGUUUCCCACUUUGGGCUUCGUGGUUGAACGUUUCAAAGCCAUCCAGGCUUUCAUUCCUGAGACAUUCUACAAGAUCAGGGUCCUACAUGAUGUGGAGGGGGACACGGUAGAGUUUGGAUGGAAAAGACACCGUCUCUUCAACCACACCGCUUGUCUAGUGCUCUACCAAAUCUGCAUGGAGGAUCCCAUAGCAACCGUCACCUCAGUAACCAGUAAGCCUAAGAGCAAAUGGAGGCCGCUGCCUUUGGACACUGUGGAAUUGGAAAAACUGGCUUCUCGAAAGCUGCGCAUAAGUGCUAAAGAGGCAAUGAAAACUGCCGAAAAACUUUACACACAGGGGUUUAUCAGCUACCCUCGCACGGAAACAAAUAUUUUCCCAGAAUCCCUUGCUCUUGCCCCCUUGGUGGAGCAACAGAUGCAGAGUCCUGACUGGGGGGCAUUCGCCCAGCGAGUGCUUGACCAGCCUGGGGGUCCCAACCCGCGACGGGGCAAAAAUUCUGACCAAGCCCAUCCCCCUAUCCACCCCACUAAAUACACAAACACAUUGCAGGGAAAUGAAGGGCGUCUGUAUGAGUUCAUUGUCCGUCACUUCCUGGCUUGCGUAUCCCAGGAUGCUUUGGGUCAGGAGACUAUUGUGGAUAUAGACAUUGCUCGAGAGACGUUUUCCACUUCGGGACUCAUGAUCAUUGCAAAAAAUUAUCUUGAUGUUUAUCCCUAUGACAAAUGGAGCGCUAAGGUGAUUCCAGUAUAUGAACAAGGCUCCCAGUUCCAACCCUCUGCCAUCGAGAUGGUGGACGGUGAGACGAGUCCUCCACAGCUGCUCACUGAAGCCGACCUCAUAUCAUUGAUGGAGAAGCACGGCAUUGGCACAGAUGCAACACAUGCAGAACACAUCGAAACCAUAAAAAGUCGCAUGUACGUGGGCUUGACAGCUGACCAACGGUUUCUCCCCGGGGAGCUCGGCAUGGGACUGGUGGAAGGUUACAACGCCAUGGGCUAUGAGAUGUCAAAACCCCACCUGCGCGCUGAACUGGAGGCAGACCUGAAGCUCGUGUCAGAGGGGAGGAAGGACCGAGGGAGCGUGUUGCAGCACCACAUCCAAAAAUACAAGGCUGUCUUCGUUGAGUCGGUCCGGAAGGCAAAGAAGUUAGAUGAAGCUCUGUCGCCGUAUUUGGGUGCUGCUCAGGAGAUCCAUGAAACCGAGCAGCAAGACAUGGAGGUUCCACUCCCUGUCAGGAAGUGCCCCCACUGUGGUCGUGACAUGUUGCUGAGGAAGCGGAAGGAAGGAAACGGUAAGUUCCUGUCCUGUGUGGGCUUCCCAACCUGCAAAGCAGCUGUAUGGUUUCCUGACACGGUGCUGGAGGUCAGCCGAGACGACAGCAUUUGUUCCACCUGCCAGCCGCAGCCCGUUCACAUGUUAAAGUUCAAGUUCCGUCGGGGCAGCAUUCCCGCCAUCUUGCCUUUAGAGUUUGUCGGCUGCAUCGGCGGAUGUGACGAGACUCUCCGAGAGGUGCUGGACCUUAAAUACCUCAGAGGAGCAGGACAAGGAGGAGUGGCAGCAAGAGAGGACCCCCAUCAAAAUGCCUUGAGGCCACCACAACCUUGGGCGUCGAGUUCAAACCCGACGCCGUCCGCUCCGCCCUCCGCUCCUUCUUGGAACCCACAACCUCGUCCACCACCAGGGGGCAAUAGUAUCAGUGCACACAACAACAGCGAUGGCAUUGUGUGUAACUGUGGUAACGAUGCAAUCCUGCUAACUGUGCGCAAAGAAGGGCCCAACCAAGGACGGCAAUUCUAUAAAUGCAAUUCAGGAGCUUGUAAUUUUUUUCUGUGGAAGGAUGAGCCGAUGCAGCAGGGGCCGCUGCAGAAUCAUUGGCCUCCACCGCCACCUGCGCCACCGAGAAUCUCCCAGCUUCCCCAGCAAUCCCUGGGGUGUAGGAACACCAGAGUUGGCAGUGGGCCUCAGGGGGGCACAGAAGGUAUGAUGUGUAACUGUAAUGAGGCCACAGUGACCCGCGUUGUGCAGAAGGAUGGACCGAACAAGGGGCGGCUGUUUCACACGUGCGGGAAACCAAGAGACCAGCAGUGUAACUUCUUCCAGUGGGCGGAUGAAAACGUCUCACCACAAGGUGCCUUCGGAGGCGGCGAGUUGAACAGCAACAGAAACGGCGUAAAGAAGGGAAGAAAGAUAACGGGGGACAAACCAACCGUUGCCAAGAAACCUCGCUCCUGCGGAAUCUGCCACAUGCCAGGACACACACGGGUCACUUGUCCUCAGCGGUGACAGCAGCACGCGGACGUUUUGCACUCUGUGACUCGACUGUUGGCGUCUUUUCACGUACAGUCCAGAAUCUCCUCAAAAAGCUCUUGUGACUUUACGUUUGGCAAUUGCGUGCGGACGACAAAGUCAAGUGAAGUUAAGGGUUUUGGAUGAGCUGAUGAGCAGCGAUCAUCUCACAAUUCCCAGAAGGCAGCAACUAAAUGUAACAUUUUCAGCACUUAGCAUGCUGGCCAUAUUAAAGUCAGGUCCAAGAAGGAGUUACGGGUUGAAACCCUUUGCGUGGAGCCGCCUGGGGCUGGAAGUUUCAGAAGAGGUAGCAGCUGCCCUUGGCUGGAAUUAAACAUCCAUUCAUUGCAUUUCUUUUUAUUCCUCAUUCUGUGAGCAUCUUGAUUGAGAGCAGUUCCAGCUGCAAUUUCUUUUCUUUUUUUGUUGUUUUUUAAAAAAAAUAAAAAAUUCUAUUCAA
Molecule: messenger RNA, 3809 nt
Organism: Syngnathoides biaculeatus (alligator pipefish)
Lineage: Eukaryota; Metazoa; Chordata; Actinopteri; Syngnathiformes; Syngnathidae
Gene: top3a
Product: DNA topoisomerase III alpha
Exons: 19
Coding region: 302-3349 (1015 amino acids)
Biological process (GO): DNA topological change
Cellular component (GO): nucleus; chromosome
Molecular function (GO): DNA topoisomerase type I (single strand cut, ATP-independent) activity; zinc ion binding; DNA binding
Source: RefSeq, a predicted model, not a curated record